This is a messenger RNA of Linum tenue, 1416 nucleotides long. The record is from the annotation of a GenBank genome assembly. Lineage: Eukaryota; Viridiplantae; Streptophyta; Magnoliopsida; Malpighiales; Linaceae.
AUGGGCGCCGGGGUGCUGAAGGGGCUGGAGAUGGAGUACGCGUACAAGAGCAACAGGCCGUCGCAGCUCCUCAACACGCUCUUCAUGUCGACGGUGAACGUGGCGUCGCGGACGCUGGUCAACGUGGCGGCCAACGUCCAGCCGGAGCACAGCGAGCGGUGGAAGCCCGGGGACCACCUCAGGUUCAUGGUCAUGCUCAUGACGUGGCUCACCGUCUGGGUCAUGAGGGUGCUCAUGGACUUCUUCCCCGUCCCCAUGACUUGGUCGCCUCACCACCUCCUUUCCGCCGCCUUUUCCCCUCUCAAGCUCGCCCUCCCCGCGCCCUCCGGGUUCUCCUCCUCCUCCAAAACGACGUCGUUCAACCCUCCCUCCACCCACGUGUCGUUCCCCUACUCCUCCGCGAAAUCGGAGGCCGGAGCGCUCGUGCCCGCCGCGGCCGCCUCGUCGUCGCCCAUGGAUUUGGUCCUGCAGCAGGAUGAUUAUGAGGACGACGUCGGCUCUCUUCACGCCCUCGGACGAUCCCUCACCCACAUUCUGGCGCUGCUGAACGAGAUCCCGGCGAGCUCCGGGAAGUACCAGUUCGCGAUGGCAAUGGCGGACAGGAUCAUGGACGGGAACUUCAAGGACGGCCACCCGGAGCUCCAGGAGAUCAACCGGUUCGCCCUCUCGUCGGCCUACGCGCGGACUUUGGCCCUGCUCUACCGCUCGCUCCAGCGGCGGUCAUCGUCGUCGCCGAGCCACCCGGACUCGACGGCGUCGUGGACCACCCGGGCCAUCCGGUCGCUGCCAUUCGGGUCCUACGCUCUGUCCUACGUCAGGGGGCUGAACUACUGCCUCACCACCGUCCUCCAGAUAGCCAGCAGCGGCGUCUGGCGCGGCGGCAACAACAAGAAUCAGCUGCUGCUGCAGGGCGGGGACGCGGGGGACGACGUGGUGUCGGAGAAGCUGGCCGAGGAGCUGGUGUGGCUGACCAACAAGCUGCGGAACUACGGUCUGGUCGAGGAGGCCGUGGUGCAGUGGAGCCACGCGUCGGGGCUCGCGUCGAUGGCCCUGGCCAUCGACGCUAGGGUCCAGGGCCUCAUUGUCAAGACAACAGCCAUACUGAUCGGAGAGAUGGGCGGGGAUCGAGGGGAGAAGGUGCAGGUGCCGGGGCAGGUGAAGUCGCGGCUGCUCGUGGUGUGGCUGCCGGUGCUGUGCCACGCGAACAACGGGCUCACGUACCCGGUGCUGACGAGCAUCGAGAAGGUGGGAGUGGAGAGGGCGAUCGACGACGUGAUGGCGACUCUACCUGGGAUGGAUCAGGAAGUCAUCCUCACGAACUGGAUCCAUGACUACACGGUUACGGCCUCGGACUGGCCUAACCUGCAAGUUUCUUACGAUCGUUGGUGCCAGUCCACUCGCGAACUUGCUGCUUAG